Drosophila suzukii is the source of this 8779-nucleotide messenger RNA. NCBI's taxonomy places the organism in Eukaryota, Metazoa, Arthropoda, Insecta, Diptera, Drosophilidae. The record is from RefSeq and is a predicted model, not a curated record.
ACAAACACUUCCAGGGGUCAGUCACCCUAUCCGCCAGCUCACGGUCAAAAUUCAGGUUCCUAUCCUAGUUCGCCGCAGCAGCAGCAACAGCAGCAGCAACAACAACAGCAGCAGCAGCAACAGCAGGCGGGACAGCAGCCCGGCGGUCCUGUGCCGGGCGGACCACCUCCUGGCGCCGGACAGCAGCCGCCGCAGCAAAACACACCGCCAACAUCUCAAUAUUCGCCGUACCCGCAACGCUAUCCCACACCGCCGGGACUGCCGGCGAGCGGACCCAACCAUCGAACUGCCUACUCGACGCACCAGUAUCCCGAACCGAAUCGACCUUGGCCAGGUGGGUCCUCGCCCAGCCCCGGUCCCGGACAUCCCUUGCCGCCCGCCUCCCCGCACCAUGUGCCGCCCCUGCAGCAGCAGCCGCCACCACCGCCACACGUCACCGCCGGCGGACCGCCGCCCAGCAGCAGUCCUGGCCAUGCGCCCAGUCCAUCACCUCAACCCUCGCAGGCGUCGCCCUCGCCGCACCAGGAGCUAAUUGGACAGAACAGCAACGACAGCUCCAGCGGCGGGGCGCACAGUGGCAUGGGCUCCGGUCCACCAGGCACCCCCAAUCCCCAACAGGUGAUGCGACCCACACCCUCGCCCACCGGCUCCUCCGGUUCGCGUUCCAUGUCCCCGGCAGUCGCCCAAAACCACCCAAUUUCGCGUCCGGCGAGCAACCAGUCUAGCAGCGGCGGACCUAUGCAACAGCCGCCGGUUGGGGCGGGUGGCCCACCGCCGAUGCCACCGCACCCGGGAAUGCCAGGAGGUCCGCCCCAGCAGCAGCAGCAAUCUCAGCAGCAACAAGCAUCGAAUUCGGCCUCGUCGGCGAGCAAUUCGCCGCAGCAAACACCGCCACCGGCACCGCCGCCAAACCAGGGCAUCAACAACAUGGCCACGCCCCCACCACCACCGCAGGGGGCGGCGGGAGGAGGCUACCCAAUGCCGCCGCACAUGCACGGCGGCUACAAGAUGGGCGGACCGGGCCAGAGUCCCGGGGCACAGGGAUAUCCGCCGCAGCAGCCACAGCAAUAUCCACCAGGCAACUACCCGCCACGCCCGCAGUAUCCGCCUGGCGCUUACGCCACCGGACCACCACCGCCGCCCACCAGCCAAGCAGGAGCAGGUGGUGCCAACAGCAUGCCUUCGGGGGCCCAGGCUGGCGGCUAUCCAGGUCGAGGCAUGCCCAACCACACUGGCCAAUAUCCGCCGUAUCAGUGGGUUCCGCCUUCGCCUCAGCAAGCCGGACCCGGCGGAGCUCCCGGCGGCGCGAUGGUGGGCAAUCAUGUGCAGGGCAAGGGCACACCGCCACCUCCGGUUGUAGGCGGACCUCCGCCACCUCAGGGCAGUGGAUCGCCUCGACCAUUGAACUAUCUGAAGCAGCAUUUACAGCACAAGGGCGGCUAUGGAGGAAGUCCGACACCGCCGCAAGGGCCGCAAGGCUACGGCAACGGGCCGACCGGAAUGCAUCCGGGCAUGCCGAUGGGACCACCCCACCACAUGGGACCUCCGCACGGACCCACAAACAUGGGUCCACCCACCAGCACGCCGCCGCAGUCUCAGAUGCUCCAGGGCGGCCAGCCCCAGGGGCAGGGACAGGGCGGCGGCGGAGGAGGAGGACCUGAAAGCGGCGGCCCCGAGCAUAUAUCGCAGGACAACGGGAUCAGCUCUUCGGGACCUACGGGUGCCGCGGGAAUGCAUGCGGUCACCGCUGUCGUAACCACCGGGCCGGAUGGAACGCCCAUGGAUGAAGUCAGUCAGCAGAGCACGCUCUCGAAUGCAUCAGCGGCAUCCGGCGAGGACCCACAAUGCACCACACCAAAGUCGCGCAAGAAUGAUCCCUAUAGCCAAAGUCACUUAGCCCCGCCGAGCACGUCGCCCCAUCCGGUUGUGAUGCACCCAGGCGGCGGUGGCCCCGGCGAGGAGUACGACAUGAGUUCACCUCCCAAUUGGCCACGUCCGGCUGGUAGCCCGCAGGUGUUCAACCAUGCUCCGGUGCCGCAGGAGCCAUUCCGCAGCACCAUCACCACGACCAAGAAGUCGGACUCGCUGUGCAAGCUGUACGAGAUGGACGACAAUCCGGACCGACGCGGCUGGCUGGACAAGCUGCGGGCGUUCAUGGAGGAGCGGCGCACUCCGAUCACCGCCUGCCCCACCAUCUCAAAACAGCCACUCGAUUUAUAUAGGUUAUAUAUUUAUGUAAAAGAACGUGGCGGAUUCGUCGAGGUGACCAAGAGCAAGACCUGGAAGGACAUUGCCGGACUUUUGGGCAUCGGUGCGAGUAGCAGUGCGGCAUACACGCUGCGAAAACACUACACCAAGAACCUACUGACCUUCGAGUGCCACUUUGACCGCGGUGACAUCGAUCCCCUGCCCAUCAUCCAGCAGGUGGAGGCGGGCAGCAAGAAGAAGACGGCCAAGGCUGCCUCGGUUCCUUCGCCAGGUUCCUCGAACUCUCAGGACUCGUUCCCUGCCCCGCCAGGCUCCGCUCCAAACGCGGCGAUCGAUGGCUAUCCCGGCUAUCCGGGAGGCAGUCCCUACCCGGGAGCCAGCGGACCGCAGCCGGAUUAUGCGGCCACGGGCCAAAUGCAACGUCCGCCUUCCCAGAACAACCCGCAGACUCCUCAUCCCGGCGCCGCCGCAGCCGCUGUUGCCGCCGGCGAUAAUAUAAGCGUGAGCAAUCCCUUCGAGGAUCCCAUUGCUGCCGCUGGCCCGGGUUCGGGAGCCGGUCCUGGCCCAGGUCCAGGUGCAGGUCCAGGUGCUGGUCCCGGUGGUGCUGGAGCUGUUGCUGCUGUAGGCGGUGGCCCACAGCCACAUCCGCCGCCCCCACAUUCACCGCACACCGCAGCCCAACAGGCGGCAGCAGCCCAACAGCAACAACAGCAGCAUCCACAGCAUCAGCAUCCUGGCCUGCCGGUGGGACCACCGCCGCCGGCACAGCAGCAACAGCAGCAGCAGCAGGGGCAGCAGCCCCAACCGCCAGUGGGCGGUGGGCCACCACCAGCACCACAGCAACAUGGGCCUGGUCAGGUGCCGCCGUCGCCUCAGCAGCAUGUGCGCCCAGCCGCCGGAGCACCUUACCCGCCGGGGGGCUCCGGCUACCCAACGCCUGUGUCUAGAACGCCAGGCUCACCGUAUCCAUCACAGCCCGGGGCUUACGGGCAGUACGGCUCGAGCGAUCAGUACAACGCCACUGGGCCACCCGGCCAGCCAUUCGGACAGGGCCCAGGACAAUAUCCGCCGCAGAACCGAAACAUGUACCCUCCCUACGGACCGGAGGGGGAAGCUCCUCCAACUGGUGCCAAUCAGUACGGCCCCUAUGGCAGCCGACCCUACAGUCAGCCACCGCCAGGUGGUCCUCAGCCGCCGGCGCAGACGGUUGCAGGCGGACCCCCGACCGGCGGAGCUCCAGGAGCACCACCCAGCAGCGCCUAUCCUACGGGCAGGCCCACCCAGCAGGACUACUAUCAACCACCACCAGAUCAAAGUCCACAGCCACGAAGGCAUCCCGAUUUCAUCAAAGACUCGCAGCCCUAUCCAGGCUACAAUGCUAGGCCUCAAAUAUAUGGUGCUUGGCAAGGCGGCACGCAGCAGUAUCGGCCACAAUACCCAACCUCGCCUGCUCCGCAAAGCUGGGGAGGUGCUCCACCACGCGGUGCUGCGCCUCCGCAGGGCGCACCUCAUGGACCGCCCAUCCAGCAGCCAGCGGGAGUGGCUCAGUGGGAUCAGCACCGCUACCCGCCGCAGCAAGGUCCUCCGCCGCCACCCCAGCAGCAGCAACAGCCUCAACAGCAACAGCAGCAGCCACCGUAUCAGCAGGUGGCUGGGCCUCCUGGACAGCAGCCGCCUCAGGCGCCGCCACAGUGGACACAGAUGAAUGCCGGUCAAGCGGCGCAGCCAGGAAUAGCACCACCCGGUUCCCCACUGCGCCCACCCUCCGGACCAGGUCAGCCGCAGAGGAUGCCCGGAAUGCCGCCACAGCAGCCACAAUCGCAACAACCGGGUGGAGUUCAACAACCACCGCCGCAACAAGCUACCCAUGGCGGCGUUCCAUCGCCAGGAUUGCCCCAAGUGGGACCUGGAGGAAUGGUCAAGCCACCGUACGCUAUGCCACCGCCACCAUCACAGGGUGUGGGUCAGCAGGUGCCACCCAGCGGCAUGAUGGCCCAAAAGCAACCGCCGAUGCCGGGCCAAGUGAUGCAGCAACAGCCUCUGCAGCAGCAGCCUCCGCCGCAUCAACACCCCCAUCCUCAUCAGCAUCCACAGCACCAGCAUCCGCAUCAGAUUCCGCCCAAUCAGACUGCACCCGGCGGUGGAUACGGACCGCCAGGAAUGCCUGGAGGCGGAGCGCAGCUGGUGAAGAAGGAACUGAUCUUCCCGCACGAUAGCGUGGAGUCCACCACACCGGUGUUAUACCGGAGAAAGCGGCUUACGAAGGCAGACGUGUGCCCGGUGGAUCCAUGGCGGAUAUUUAUGGCCAUGCGAUCCGGUCUGCUGACCGAAUGUACGUGGGCGCUAGAUGUUCUCAAUGUACUACUGUUCGACGAUUCUACGGUGCAGUUCUUUGGCAUUUCAAACCUGCCCGGCCUGCUGACUCUGCUGCUGGAACACUUUCAGAAGAAUCUCGCCGAGAUGUUCGACGAACGGGAAAACGAGGAGCCAUCCUCGCUGCUAGCGGAGGAAGCGGUGGACGACGAUGCGGACAGCGGCACUGUGAUGUGUGAAAAGCUACGAAGCAGCGGACGGCAGUCGCGAUGUGUUCGCAGCAUUAGCAGUUACAACCGCAGACGGCACUACGAGAACAUGGAUCGCAGUGGAAAGAGCGGACCCGGCAACGGCAGUGACUCCGAAGACGCCGACGAGGGCAUUGAUUUGGGACAGGUGCGAGUACAGCCCAAUCCCGAGGAGCGCUCACUGCUACUCUCCUUUACGCCCAAUUACACGAUGGUCACGCGGAAGGGUGUGCCAGUGCGCAUCCAGACCGCCGAUCACGACAUCUUCGUGGACGAGCGCCAGAAGGCGUGGGACAUAGACACUAACCGCCUGUACGAACAGCUGGAACCCGUGGGCAGCGACGCCUGGACGUACGGAUUUACCGAACCAGAUCCCCUCGACGGCAUAAUCGACGUCUUCAAGUCUGAGAUUGUAAACAUUCCAUUUGCACGCUACGUCCGCUCUGAAAAGAAGGCGAAAACGCGGACGGAAGUGGCGACCACGGCCAGAAAGCCGGAAAUAAAGCAGGAGGAAAACAGUUCGGAGGAACAGGCGUUCAACAAGAAGAGGCGACUGGUAAGCGGCGGUAGCAGUAGCAGUGGACCUACUGCUGAGGGCAAGAAGUCAAAGCUGGCGAGUGAGGAAUUCGCCCAACCAAUCGCGGAAGUCAAAAAGGAGCCUGGAACGGCUGACAGCGAUUGUCGCCCUGUUGACAUGGAUAUCGAAGCGCCCCAGCAACGUUUGACCAACGGCGUGGCACCCUGCUCCUCGAAUCCCGAAACCUUUGAUCCCCGGACGACAGCCAAAGAUGUGGCGCGUGUGCUGCAGCGGAGGCGUGACUCCAGCUUUGAGGAUGAGUGCUACACACGCGACGAGGCGUCCCUGCACCUGGUCAACGAGAGCCAAGACUCAUUGGCGCGCCGCUGUAUCGCCCUUUCUAACAUCUUCCGCAACCUGACGUUCGUACCCGGCAACGAGACGGUGCUGGCCAAGUCCACCAGGUUCUUGGCGGUGCUUGGCCGACUGCUCCUACUAAACCACGAGCACCUGCGUCGCACGCCCAAGACACGGAACUACGAUCGCGAGGAGGACACGGACUUCAGUGACUCGUGCAGCUCGCUGCAAGGAGAGCGUGAAUGGUGGUGGGACUACUUGGUCACCAUUCGGGAGAAUAUGCUGGUCGCCAUGGCCAACAUUGCCGGUCACUUGGAGUUGUCGCGCUACGAUGAGCUCAUCGCCCGCCCCCUGAUUGACGGUCUGCUGCACUGGGCCGUAUGUCCGAGUGCCCAUGGCCAGGAUCCGUUCCCGUCGUGUGGACCCAAUACGGCGCUCUCUCCGCAGCGCCUGGCGCUCGAAGCGCUCUGCAAGCUGUGCGUGACGGAUGCCAACGUGGAUCUGGUGAUUGCUACUCCCCCAUUCUCGCGGCUCGAGAAGCUGUGCGCCGUUCUCACCCGACAUCUGUGCCGUAACGAGGAUCAGGUGCUGCGAGAGUUCUCCGUAAAUCUGCUGCACUACCUUGCCGCCGCCGACAGCGCCAUGGCUCGCACUGUGGCGCUUCAGUCACCGUGCAUCUCCUAUCUGGUUGCCUUCAUCGAACAGGCUGAGCAAACGGCGCUGGGCGUGGCGAACCAGCAUGGCAUCAACUACCUGCGCGAGAAUCCAGACUCGAUGGGCACCAGCCUGGACAUGCUGCGACGAGCAGCUGGAACCCUGCUCCAUCUGGCCAAGCACCCAGACAACCGGUCCCUGUUCAUGCAGCAGGAACAGCGGCUGCUUGGUCUGGUCAUGUCGCACAUCCUGGAUCAGCAGGUGGCUUUGAUUAUUUCCCGGGUACUCUACCAAGUGUCGCGAGGAACUGGACCCAUACACUCUGUGGAGUUCCGCCUGCUGCAGCAGCGACAGCAACAACAGCUGCGUCCUGGAGCAGCGGAGAAGCAAGCUGCCAGUGCAGCAGCAGCAGCAGUAGUCAAGGCGGAGUCAGCGUCGUCGGAAACGAGUUCCACUGAAGCAAAGCCUGCAGCUUCAACAUCCACAACAGCAGUGGUGAAUGAUGAGAACAGCAACAGCAGCCAGCAGUUGCCGCCGGCAGCGACGUUUAACGACGUGAGCAACAGCAGCACCAAUAGCAACAGCUGCGGAACGGCCAGCAGCAACCAGACGAACAACAGCACCACCAACAGCAGCCACAGCAGCAGUGCAAUCAGCAGCCAAUCGACGCUCACAGUGGCAGCCACAUCGGUCGGAGCACCGGGAGCAACAUCCGCGGCAGCAGCAGCAGCAGCAAUGGUCAACGAUCAGCAGCAGCAGGUGAGCAAGGUGGCUGCAGCGGCAGCCGCAGCUGCGGCUCUGAGCAAUGCCAGUGCAGCGGCAGCAGCAGCUGCGGCGGCGGCUGCAGCGGCUUCCGUUGCCCCACCCUCGUCGUCGUCUUCGAAUGUGUCCGCCGGAGCGGCGGUGGCACAGCCAGCGGCACCGCCGCCAACCAAUGCAGGAACAACGACAGCCGUUGCGUAGUAUACGACAAUGAUGCCAGCAUCCUACUACUGGCCACGAACCCCCCGAGGGGCAGUCGACUAAGCUGGAGUUGGAAAUGGAUGUGGAGGAACAGCGGACUUGGGAGCAACUCCGAGGUGCAAGAUGAUGAUCGGGGAGGAGAUCCCUGGAGUCAGUGUAGAGAAGGCAUGUAAAUUUACUUAAAUGGCGCCUGGGAGAGGGAGUCCUUGGAGCUCAAGGAUACGUAAACGGGAACUCAGCAGCAGCAGGAAUGUCUCUGCGAUGGAUUUGGCUCACCUAUAUCCAUCACUGUAACAGUCAAUACAAUAACAACUGUAUAUUUUUUCACUCAAAUCUAAAAAUAGUAAAUAUGAUAACUAAACCCUAAGCGUUAAGCAAUUGCAGCAGCAAAAUAAUGAUAAUACGAAAUGAAAACUGUUGUUUAGGGCGAAAGCUAGAACAGAACAACUGAGACAUCCUAUCGGAGGAUUAUUAUUGAGACGACGAACAUGAUGCGGAAGUUAUAACGAUGGGAAGAUCGAAAUUCAAGCACACAGCAUACUUAUUGUAUUAAAUUUAAUAAAAAACGACGAAGGGACGAGAAAGGAGGAAUAACUAACACAUACAUAUGCAUACGCACGCUAUGGUUUAUCGUAUAUUAAAUAUAUAUAUAAAUAAAUGCAUAAAUUAACAUUAAAUUACAUGAGAAUGAAUUGUGUAUGUAAAAGGGAUGAAUGCAUACAUACGUACAUCUAGACAUUGAUAUAAAUAUAUAGAGAAUAGUUUUUAAAUUCUACCACUUACUAAUACCUACAUAUUACCACAAUGUGCAGCAUUGGAACUCAUAAACUGAACAAACUGAACAGUAGAAAGCAUACGGAAAUAUCUAAAACCCAAGCCCCAUAUAAUAUGACCUAUUGUACUGCAGUUUAAUGGAUUUUAUGUGGACUAGGGCAACGCAGAAGAUUUAACGAAAGGAGACGAUGAUGAUUAAAACAAUUGUACAUACUUAACUAUUAUGUAAAUUUCACUGUAUUUUUGUUUUUUACGCAAUGUUAGAAGGCACAUGUAAGUGGCAGCACUGCAUUUCGUAUUAUGUUUGUGUGUAUGUUGUGUGGAUGGUCUGCGAAAAUUCCAAUUUCUUAGUUUUAAUCGCAUAACUCGGAGGCGAAGUAAAACGAAACAAGCAUACAAAUGAAAAAUUUAAAUUAAAAUCAAAUUAGGUGAUAUAAAUAUAUAAAUAUGCAUAACAUAUACAUACAUACUGAACAUAACAAAUUGAUAAAUUGAACACCCUAAUGCUGUAAUUUUAUGUUAACUGUAUUAUUUGCUGGAAGUGCUGCUGCUUCAUUUUAUUUUAUAUCGAACUUACUUAAGGCCUAAAUGACAAGAUAAAUAAUUAGGUUUUUAUCUUAAUCUUAAUUUAAAAUAUUAAAUAAAUAAAACCAAGAAAACAAACAAAACAAAACACAACCAUAAAAUGCUAUAAAACACAAAGCGAAGCAAAUCGAACUAAAGCUGUAGAGAAGCACGCAAAUAC